UAACAAUUAACAAUAAUAUAUAAAGCCACCUGAUGCAAAUGUUAAUGGUAAUACUACAAUUUUUCUAGUUGUGGCUGCUUGUGUUACAACUUUGUUGGCUGUGUCGUACAUAUACACAGAUAUCUUAUUAUGUUAUGAAUAAAAACAACCAAUAUCCCAAUGUUCCACAAUAAUAAUUAAAAAUAUAAUUUGUAAUUUUGUUCUCAAAGAAAGAAGACUCUGUCCCUGUGUCUCUGUAUCUGUCUUUGUCUCUGUUCGUCUCGCUGAAGGAAUCGCUAAGGAUCACAUUCUUUGCAGGUUUAGUUUCUGCUUCUGGCCACCUCUCAAGUUCUCUGCUUUUUUUAGGGUUCCUUUGAUUCUGAAUUGGAUUGCAAUUGGGUGCCUCACUCUGCUUUGCUCCAUUGCUGCCACUCUAUCAGUUCAUGAGAAUAGCAGAACUUUUGACCUGACCAGUGAACUGCCAGGGCAAACGACAAGGUGUAGUAGGACAUGGGUUGCUUCGUGUCCACUCCAAAGGAUUCUGGUGGAAAUAGAAGGAGGCCAGGGAGUAUUGGGGAGGUUUCUGUGUAUGUUCCCGGUCUAAGAAUUCCUAAACCUGUUGAUUUUGCACAGUCACUUGGUGAUUACUUGUCCAAGAAUAUAGUGGAGCGCCUGUCUGCUCUUAGAACUCGUAUAGUUGUAAUGGCUGGCCAAGAAGGUCCUACAAUUACAAGAACAAAAAGGAAAAGUGCCACCCAACAUGGAGGUUCAACACUGGCUGAUCUUCAGCAGGCUCUUGAAGAUUACUUGCCAGUACUUUUGGGAUUAGUCGAAAAUGGAAGCCAUUUACAAUACAAAGUACAAUUUGAUUGGGUGAAUCAAGAGGAUGACACAGAGGAAACAACCAUGUCUAAUGCCUGGUAUGAAGUAUUGUCAGUUUUGCACUUGAUGGCAAUGCUAUUACUGUCACAGGCUAAUUUAUUACUUCUUCCCAGAACAUCCACUGAUAGUCAUCAGCCAAAAGUAUCAGAAGAAAGCAGACGAGCUUCUGUUGAUAUCUUCUUAAAGGCAGCUGGGUAUCUUGACUGUGCUGUAAGGCAUGUUCUUCCACAGUUGCCUGGCGAACUGAGGAGAAACUUACCAGUGGAUCUCACAGAAGGAGUUCUUCGAGCACUCUGUCUACAAGCAUUGGGACAGGGUGUAGAUAUUCAACUUGGAAUGGCAAUUGAUAGUACCAAAGCCACUCUUGCAGUGAAGCGUAGACUUGCAUGUGAGAUGGUGAAAUAUUGGCAACAGGCUCAAGAUAAUAUUAUGAACCUUCCAUUAGCAAAUGGAUGGGGUGAAAAACAUCGUCUUUUUGUGAAAUGGAAGUAUAUUGAAGCAAAGGCUGCAGCAUAUUAUUAUCACGGAUUGAUUCUUGAUGAGGGAAACACGGAGAAAUCUCAUGGGAUGGCUGUAGCUUCUUUACAAGCAGCUGAUGAGUAUUUCAAAGAAAGUAAGAAGUUGUGUGAAGCAUUCAAUGCAGUACCUCCAUUGUCAAGAAAUCCACCACUUUGGGGGACUAUGAAAUAUCUUUACGAGAAAAUUCCUAAGGAUACUUCAAGCAAGGUGCGAAUAAACCGUGAUCUGUACUCCUAUGAGAGAAUCAUGGAGACAGCACCAACAUUGCCUGAUUUUGCCUUGGCUUUGAAACCAGAUGAAUAUCAACUUCCGCAGAUGGAUCCCUCUUGGAGAACAGAAAAUGUGAAAGACGGGCAAAGUGGCACCACAAAUCAUAUCAAUGGAUGACAAACCAUAAAACCAUGUAAAUUUGCAGACCUCAAAGAUGUCGGCUUAUCAGAAAGAAGGAUUUCAGUCAACUUGAAGCUCAGAAGGGUGAUUUUUCAAUGCUUGUCAAUGGUAGAAAAUUAACUACUUUUGACUUUGUGUCUCCUUUUCCCUUUUUUUUCUUCAUAAAUUGAUUCCCUCCCAUCCUCCACAAUAUUUGAAAAAAGGCCAGCAAGUGGAAAUAGAGCUUCAAGUUGUGUUCAAUGUAAAUUUUCUACUUGGGGAAAAAAAAAAGGUUUCCUUGCCCAUACCCGAAUAAUAUGAUUAUUACUGUUUUAUUUCCGCAUAAAGCCAGUCAAAUCGUUGAUGAACCCUUUAGCUUAUAAAUUUAAAGUGCCUCGUUAUUUUCUUUGAAACUAUCAAGUGAAGUGAUGCUUGGAAAAUUGUACCAUUGCAGAUAAUUGUCUGGUUUCUUUCAAUUUAUUAGCUAAUUGGUUUGAGAUUAAUCAA
Molecule: messenger RNA, 2256 nt
Organism: Glycine soja
Lineage: Eukaryota; Viridiplantae; Streptophyta; Magnoliopsida; Fabales; Fabaceae
Exons: 13
Coding region: 490-1767 (425 amino acids)
Source: RefSeq, a predicted model, not a curated record